Messenger RNA from Lobosporangium transversale, 848 nucleotides. Its product is annotated as Ctr copper transporter family-domain-containing protein. Gene Ontology annotation, molecular function: copper ion transmembrane transporter activity. Gene Ontology annotation, biological process: copper ion transmembrane transport. Lineage: Eukaryota; Fungi; Mortierellomycota; Mortierellomycetes; Mortierellales; Mortierellaceae. The record is from RefSeq and is a predicted model, not a curated record. The transcript is spliced from 2 exons. Gene Ontology annotation, cellular component: membrane. The coding region runs from base 177 to 746 and encodes 189 amino acids.
GGAGCAAAUGGGAUGAGUUAGUUUUUACAUCUUUUUCUUGUUCUCUGAGUAUUUGGGUUUUUGAGAGUCACAGGUGUACUCAUUUAUUUCCCUCUGUUGUAAUAUUCUCACACCAUUUUCCUUUCCAGUUCAAAUUUUUCGUUUUCGUAUUACUACAGUUUCAACUCGGCAAAGUUAUGGAUCACGAUGGAGGACACAGCGAUCAUGGUGACGGGCACGAUGGUGAACAUAGAGGUGGUGACCACGGUGGAGGGGAAGGCUCCUGCAGCAUGAACAUGCUCUUCAACUGGGAUACAGAGAAUCUUUGUGUCGUCUUCGAAUCAUGGAAGAUUAACACCCCGCUUGGAUUAAUUUUCUCAUGUCUCAUCGUUAUCGGCUUGGCAGCAUCGUAUGAACUGCUUAGAGCACAGUCCCGUCUAUAUGAAGAACGCUUGCGCGAAGGUGCCAGAAAGAGACAUGGUGGUGAAUCUACCUCAACCCACGCUCACGUUGGCAGUGAUAUUAGUCACGAUGAUGAAGAGCCUCUCUUGCCUACUAGGAACUUGACUUUCCGGUUGUUGAGACAGCAGCAACUCACUCGCGCCUUAUUCUACAUGGCUCAAGUCUUUGUCGGCUUUUUCCUGAUGCUCAUUUUCAUGACCUAUAAUGGAUAUCUCAUGGCAAGCACUGUUAUAGGCGCGGGUCUUGGUUUUUAUUGCUUUGGAGGUGACGCUUUAUCUUCUACGAAAGCUUUGAGUUGCCAUUAAAAAAAGGAUUUAUUUUAGUCCUUGGCUUCAAGAAUUUGCUUGGCAUUUUGUCUAUUAUCAAAUAGUUUGCUACGCCACGUCUUGAGAAUAAAAUAUACAAUG